This is a messenger RNA of Prunus mume (Japanese apricot), 414 nucleotides long. RefSeq names its product glu S.griseus protease inhibitor-like. The record is from RefSeq and is a predicted model, not a curated record. NCBI's taxonomy places the organism in Eukaryota, Viridiplantae, Streptophyta, Magnoliopsida, Rosales, Rosaceae. Gene Ontology annotation, biological process: response to wounding. Gene Ontology annotation, molecular function: serine-type endopeptidase inhibitor activity.
CAUCCAAACUCAUCCCACUUCAAAUACCCAUUUCCUCCCACAACCUCUUUACCAAGAAAUAGUGAUAAUCACCAAGAUGGCGAGUAGCACAAGCACUGGUGCAGCAGCAGGAAAGAGUUCAUGGCCAGAGCUGGUGGGGACUAAAGGAGAGGAGGCAGUAGCCACUAUAAUGAAAGAAAAUCCAUCGCUCAAAGCCCACACAAUAAAUCAAGGGUCCUUCAUCACCAUGGAUUUCCGUCGCGACAGGGUUCGUGUCUGGAUUGAUGAGCAAGGUGUUGUCACUGCAGCGCCUAAGAUAGCGUAGGCAAGGAUAUUAAUUUCAAACUGGAUUUGUGUGUCUUUGCUAAAAAGUAUGGAUAUAUAUUGUGUUUUUUUUUAAAUUGCGUCUUGUAUGAUAUUGAAUAUUACACCUUC